Messenger RNA from Thamnophis elegans (Western terrestrial garter snake), 993 nucleotides. Its product is annotated as phospholipase A2 inhibitor-like. The record is from RefSeq and is a predicted model, not a curated record. The transcript has a single exon. NCBI's taxonomy places the organism in Eukaryota, Metazoa, Chordata, Lepidosauria, Squamata, Natricidae. Bases 1 to 993 code for a protein of 330 amino acids. Gene Ontology annotation, molecular function: protein binding.
AUGAAGCCUUCAACUCCACCUCUUCUGAUCGCCUGCCUUGUGAUGUCCCUCAACAGCUACACCCAACAGGUCCCUCACUGCAUGUCCCUUCCCGGCACAGAAAAGACGGUUUUUAUCUGCAACGCUUCAUCGCUCCGUGAAUUUCCCAAAGGCAUCCCCAGUGAAACCAAGACAAUCUCCGUUCUGUCCACCCAGAUCUCCAGCCUUGACACAGAGGCCCUGCAGGGUCUUCCGGAGCUCCAGGUGCUCUAUCUAAUAAACAACCAGUUGAAGACUCUUCCGGGUGGCCUCUUCCGUAACCUCCCACACCUGCACUCCCUGGAUCUUUCCGGAAAUCUCCUGGAAGAUCUAGCUCCAGCGCUCUUCGCCAAUGCAAGUAGCCUGGCCGACUUAAUCCUUAGUGAAAACCAACUGGCCGAACUGCGCCCGUCCUGGUUCGAUACCUUGGAGGACCUCAGGGCCCUGAGUCUCCACCACAAUCAGCUGAAGGAGAUCCCAGAUUCUUGCUUUCAUAAACUGACCCUGCUGACGUUCCUGGAUCUCUCCUCCAACCUCCUCCGCUGCCUCUCUCCGGAGAUGUUCAGAGGGCUCACGUCGUUAAGGGCCUUAACUCUGAAAAACAACCCCAUCCAGUCGAUUUCCCCCAACACCUUCCAUGGGACUCCCAAGCUACGGGACAUCUCACUGAGGAACACCAGCCUGACCCAUGUUCCGGCUGGGCUCUUUCGGUCCUUGAAGCAUCUGGUACGUUUGGAUCUCGCCAACAACGAUAUCGUCUCUCUGGAUUUUCCCUUGGUCAACGUGACUUUUGCGCUCACGCUCGAUCUCUCCGGGAACCCCUGGGCGUGUGACUGCCGCCUGCAGGCCCUCUUCAACUGGGCCCAGAAAGAUGUCGUGUUUUUGUACCUCGAGGACGUGGUCUGCAGUUUCCCCAAACGUUUGAAGGGUCAAGUUGCAACUUCGCUUAACGGAUCCCAACUUUGUGCCUGCUAA